This is a messenger RNA of Papaver somniferum (opium poppy), 3250 nucleotides long. RefSeq names its product probable polyribonucleotide nucleotidyltransferase 1, chloroplastic. Gene Ontology annotation, cellular component: chloroplast stroma; cytosol; mitochondrion. NCBI's taxonomy places the organism in Eukaryota, Viridiplantae, Streptophyta, Magnoliopsida, Ranunculales, Papaveraceae. The transcript has 24 exons. Gene Ontology annotation, biological process: mitochondrial mRNA catabolic process; mitochondrial RNA 3'-end processing. Gene Ontology annotation, molecular function: RNA binding; polyribonucleotide nucleotidyltransferase activity; 3'-5'-RNA exonuclease activity. Bases 149 to 2833 code for a protein of 894 amino acids. The record is from RefSeq and is a predicted model, not a curated record.
AACAAUAUUGGGAAUAUAGGUCGCGGCAAAACUUCACAAUUCUAGAGAGAGAAAGAGUGGAUAACGUAGAGACUGUUUUUGCUGUGCUUGAAGUCCCAUUUCUUGCACUCCUACCGUCAGUAUCAGUAGCUUUCCCAGUGAGCAAAUAAUGUUAGCAAACCCUAGAUAUCAUGGAAAGCCUCUACUGCAAUCUACAUUUCUUCAAUCCUUACGAAGCGAAAAUUUCAUUUUCUCAUUUCGUUGCCCAGGAAAAUUCCCAUUGUCAUCUUCUUUUCCUCUUUCUUUAGUUCGAACUAGUAAAAGCUUACGCAUAAAAGCAUUAAAUCAAUCGAAUACUGCAGAAGUUACCAAUGAUUCUUCCGAAGGGUCUCAGUAUGUUUCUAAACCAUACUCUGUCAAGAUUCCGGUUGGUGAUAGACAUAUUUUUGUUGAGACGGGACAUAUUGGGAGACAAGCCAGUGGUUCUGUGUCUGUGACUGAUGGAGAAACUAUUGUCUAUGCAUCUUGCUGUUUGGCAGAUGUUCCGAGUGAGCCUACAGAUUUUUACCCUCUCUCAGUACAUUAUCAAGAGCGUUUUUCUGCUGCAGGUCGAACCAGUGGAGGAUUUUUCAAACGUGAAGGGAGAGCUAAAGAUCACGAGGUUCUCAUCUGUAGAUUGAUUGAUAGGCCGCUACGGCCGACUAUGAUGAAGGGUUUCUACCAUGAGACACAAGUACUAUCAUGGGUAUUGAGUUAUGAUGGUUUGCACUCCCCCGAUUCUUUAGCAAUAACAGCAUCUGGAAUAGCAGUAGCUCUUUCAGAAGUACCGCACUCGAAAACAAUAGCAGGAGUUCGAAUUGGUCUUGUUGGUGAUAGGUAUAUAGUGAAUCCAACUACCAAAGAGAUGGAAGAGUCGGAGCUAGACUUGGUGUUGGCAGGAACAGAUACUGCCAUUUUAAUGAUAGAGGGUUUCUGCAAUUUCCUCCCAGAAGAAAAAGUGCUGAAAGCUGUGGAGAUUGGGCAGGACGCAGUACGGGUCAUUUGCAAUGAAGUGGAGGCCUUGGUAAAAAAGUGUGGAAAACCAAAAAUGGUGGAAGCAAUCAAAUUGCCUCCUCCAGAGCUAUAUAGGCAUGUUGAGGAAAUAGCAGGUGAUGAGUUGGUCAAGGCGCUACAGCUUAAGAACAAAAUACCUAGAAGAAAAGCUCUGUCUGCAUUGGAAGAGAAAGUUAUUACGAUUCUUACAGAAAAAGGGUUUGUAAGUAAGGAUGAAACAUGUGGGGGUGCUGAAACUAUACCUGAGUUAUUCGAAGAUGAAGAUGAGGAAGAGGCGUUGGUUUUGGAUGGUGAGGUAGAUGAAGGUGAUGUACACAUUAAGCCAGUUUCACGCAAACCAAUCCCCAAGUUCUUCUCUGAAGUUGAUGUGAAGCUGGUGUUUAAGGAUGUUACGUCCAAAUUUCUGCGUAGACGUAUUGUGGAGGGAGGAAAACGAAGCGAUGGGCGUACCUCGACUGGAAUACGCGUAAUUAAUUCUGAAUGUGGUUUGCUUCCCAGAGCACAUGGAAGUACACUUUUUACACGUGGCGAGACACAGGCACUUGCAGUGGUUACUCUUGGAGAUAAGCAAAUGGCGCAGAGGAUAGACAACCUUGUGGAUGUCGAUGAAGUGAAGAGAUUCUAUUUACAGUAUUCAUUUCCACCAUCAUGCGUCGGAGAGGUUGGGCGCAUGGGAGCACCCAGUAGAAGGGAAAUUGGUCAUGGGAUGCUUGCAGAGAGAGCACUUGAACCUAUUUUACCAUCUGAAGACGAUUUCCCUUACACAAUACGCGUAGAGAGUAACAUCACUGAAAGCAAUGGAUCAUCAAGUAUGGCUUCUGUUUGUGGUGGUUGUUUGGCUCUUCAAGAUGCUGGUGUUCCUGUGAAGGGAUCAAUAGCUGGGAUAGCAAUGGGUAUGGUUUUGGACACCCAAGAAUUCGGCGGAGACGGACAACCGCUUAUCCUCUCUGACAUUACUGGGUCGGAAGACGCGUCUGGAGAUAUGGAUUUUAAGGUUGCUGGAAAUGAGACUGGUAUUACAGCUUUUCAGAUGGACAUAAAGGUAGGAGGAGUUACUUUAUCCAUUAUGGAGCAAGCACUUCUUCAAGCAAGAGAUGGGAGAAAGCAAAUUCUGGCUGAAAUGGCGAAGUGCACACCUCCUCCCUCGAGGAAGCUCUCUGAGCAUGCUCCACUGAUUCUUGUUAUGCGGGUCAAACCAGAAAAAAUUAACAUGAUCAUUGGUUCUGGGGGGAAGAAGGUGAAAAGUAUCAUUGAAGAGACUGGGGUCGAAUCUAUCGACACACAAAGUAAUGGAGUGGUUAAAAUUACUGCGAGGGACUUGGCAAGCUUGGAGAAGACUAAAGCCAUUAUUUUGAAUCUAACAAUGGUUCCAAAAAUUGGUGAUAUUUUUAGGAACUGUGAGAUUAAGUCGAUUGUCGCAUUUGGAGCUUUUGUUGAAAUCGCUCCUGGACGUGAGGGACUCUGUCAUAUAAGUGAGCUAAGUUCAGAUUUCCUGGCCAAGGUUGAAGAUGCUUACAACGUGGGAGACCGUGUGGAUGUCAAACUCAUAGAGAUUAAUGAUAAGGGUCAACUGCGCCUUAGUGUGCGAGAACUACUUCCAGAAGCAAGUUCAGAAAAAAGUGCGAAACAGCAACCUAAUACCCCCAUGAAGGAAGCAGGAUCUUCACCAAUUUCCCCACCAAAAGGUAUAUUUAGGCGAGCUGCAAAGGUGGAACCAAGAAAAGACGAAAGUAAAAGCAGCAGUGUUAAUGACAAAGAAGGAAAUCGAAUGGUGAAUGGAGAGGCUAAAAUUGGAUCUUGAAUUUUUAAACUUGGCUUAAGGUACAAAGAUAAAUGCUCUCAUCUUCACGGUCAGGGUGAAUUAGGAGAACAUCAGCUCUCUCUCUCUCCCUCCACACGGCAGAGGUAUCCGUUCCCAGCUUUUGAGAAUAUGUCGAAAAUCUACACAUCAGGCAAAAGAAACAAACAGAAUAGCAACCAAUUACACUGCCAACUACAGGCAAAAGAGCUCGUGUCUUGUAGCGAUCUCCUCACUUGGCAAGAGUAUAAGCCACAAAUCUGUUCUCCAAGGGAGUAUUAUUUACUUACUCCUCAUUUUUCAAUUACUUUGUAAAAAUACACCUGAAAGGUUAGAACUUAAAAAUGAAAUGUCAGUUGAAAACUCGUCAUAGAGUGUGCACAAAAUCACCAUUUGAAAUUGAAAUACCCCUUAACCUGA